AUGAGACUCCAGUUCAAUCCGAAGAAGAGUGCGAUGGUGGUGUUCUCAGGUCACCUUUGCAAACUACCUCAAAGAGACAAGAGGAGGAGUGGACCAGGACGUACCAAAAACACAUUACACAGAUUGCAAGCGCAACUGCUGUGGAGCUCUAACAGAUUUGAGCUUUCGAAGACCUACUGGAAAGCGGUCGCGGUCCCCAAACUCACCUACACCAACGCUGUCACAUCGAUGACCGCGGCAACGCGCGACGCGAUGGAGAUUUCGCAACGUCCCUAUUAUCGCCAGAUCAGCGAAAGGAUAAGGACCACGCAAGACCUCGCCUGGGUGGCUGGGAUAUCCGGUAGAACAAUGCUCAGAGUAUAUCGCCAUUAUAAAGACUCGAGAACAUCACCGGUUCAUAUCUACGACAACAGCAGAGGAUCUGCCCUCCUGGCGCUUGCCAGAGCGGGCUCCCUACCUACCAGGGUACACAGAUCGCUCUUCUCCACCGACCCAGAAACGACAUGCAAUAAGUGCGGCGUGUAUCCGGAAACACUCGAGCACGUAAUCUUCAAUUGCAAUGAAUGUUACUUCACGACAGACGAACUCGCAAUCAAACUGGGUUUGACCACAGAGCUUAAUCGCCAUGCCGUAGAGUCAACGAAGCGCCUCCUCGAAAAAUGGGAGCGUGAAACCUCUGGAUCCGCUGAGCCAACUCGCGCCUGA
This is a messenger RNA of Galendromus occidentalis (western predatory mite), 705 nucleotides long. RefSeq lists its product as uncharacterized. NCBI's taxonomy places the organism in Eukaryota, Metazoa, Arthropoda, Arachnida, Mesostigmata, Phytoseiidae. The transcript has 3 exons. The record is from RefSeq and is a predicted model, not a curated record. Bases 1 to 705 code for a protein of 234 amino acids.